UUUGUCUAUGUGUGCCCUGCCAUUGGCUGGCUAGCAACCUGUUCAUGGUGUACCUCGGUUGCUGCCUGAAGACACCUGGGAUAGGCUAUGCCGCUACAGCAUGCCUGCAACCCUCUGAGUAAGUGUCACUUAGUGCCAUUUAAUUGUUUCCCUCCUUGAGAAAUAUUUAACAUAAUUAGUGUCUUCACACAAAUGAUUAUUAACUAAUAACAAGGGGGAGCAAUGACCAAUAACCAAAAAGUACCUCUCAGUUUCAAAAAAGGUGGUGAUCCCGGGCUGUUCCACCAAUUUGAGGGCCAAAGCGGCGUUUGUAUUUGCCAACUCGCGGACCCACGCCCAUGGAUUUCGUCCACGCAUGCGCACUGACGGCCCUUCUGUCAAAAAUGGCUGUGCUUUGGAAGCAGGAAAAAUGCUGAAUUGUGUUGGCACAGCUCGGGAAAAGCGGCAGACAUGGCUAGAUUGGCUGACUACUUUGUUGUUGUGGGAUACGAUCAGGAAAAAGCCGGUUCUGGAGAGGGAUGUGGGAAGAUUCUUCAGCGAUUCCCCAAGAAGGAUUGGGAUGGGACAGCCUUCCCUCAAGGGGUGGAAAUGUUCUGCCAGCCAGGAGGUUGGAAGCUGUCCAGAGAGAGGAAAGCACCCACCUUCUUCACUGUCGUGCUGACGGAUAUUGAAUCAGACAGACACUACUGCUCCUGCCUCACUUUUUAUGAGGCUGAAGUCAAUCUGCAGGGAUCUAAAAGUAUCGAGGUUGACGAAGAUGAAGAGGUGGAAGAGGAUUGCUUGAUCCAGCCAGCUCAAGUGUUUGCUCCAAAAAGUCUCAUUCUCGUGUCGAGAUUGGAUCAUCCAGAAAUAUUCAGGGGUUGUUUGGGACUUAUCUACACCGUGCACAUUGAUAGCCUUACUGUCCCUUUAGAGGGUUUGGUGGCCAAUCUGUUUAUAUUUCACGUCCCUGUGGCUGGUGGAUCCCAGAAGCUAUUUAGCCUGGGAGCAGGUGACCGACAACUAAUCCAGACGCCUCUGAAUGACACAUUACCUGUCACAUGCAAGAGUGUCGCUCUGCUCUUCCAGCAGCUAGGUAUUCAAAAUGUUUUGAGCCUGUUUUGUGCAAUACUGACCGAGCACAAAGUUUUGUUCCACUCCACGAGUUACCAGAGGCUUGGGGAGGCGUGUCGCGCUUUGGAAGCUCUUAUGUUUCCCCUCAAAUACAGUUAUCCCUACAUCCCCAUCCUGCCGUCACGUCUACUGGAGGUGCUCAGCUCCCCGACCCCCUUUAUCAUCGGCGUGCAUUCCAUGUUUCAGAGUGAAAUCCAGGAGCUGUUGGAUGUCAUCAUCGCAGACCUUGAUGGCGGCACAAUAAAAAUCCCAGAGUGCAUCCACUUGUCUCUACUUCCUGAACCUCUUCUCAGCCAAACACAGGCGGCCUUGUCAUUGGUAUUGCAUCCUGAUCUGGAGAUUGCAGACAAUGCAUUCCCUCCGCCUCGCACUGCACCCUCCAACCUCAAGUUGUUGGACAAGGAGGUGAGGGCUGUCUUUCUCAGGCUGUUUGCACAACUCUUCCAGGGCUACAGGUCAUGCCUGCAGCUCAUUCGCAUCCAUUCCGAAACUGUGAUUCACUUUCACAAGACUGCCUUUCUAGGCCAGCGGGGCCUCAUUGAGAAUGAUUUCAUCACUAAAGUCUUGGAUGGCAUGGCCUUCGCUGGGUUUGUCUCUGAGCGUGGUCCGCCUUACCGAGCUUGUGAUCUCUUUGAUGAGCUGGUGGCCUUAGACAUUGACAAAUUUAGGGAAGAAGAUCUCAACCCUGUGAAGCUGCAGAGACGCAUCAGGGAACUCUCCGAACAGCUAUACAGAAAUGAGAUUCCAAACCCACACUUGACGUUCCAGAAAGUGCCCAGACCAUCAGAGGGAUCACACCUCCGAGUGCACCAAGUACCCUUCCCCCUGUUGUGUGACGACCAAGUGGAGAAGCUACUGCAGGAGGGUCUGGCCAAACACACCAAUGUCCCUUCAUUAACACGGCUGGAGAAGAAGUGUGUUGUACCUGCUGGUCCUCCUGUUGUGUCCAUUAUAGGAAAGACUGGCUCUGUGUUUAACAGUGCUCGCAGGCUUGAAGUAGUCAAGAGCUGCAUAGCCUUCAUCUUUGAAAACAAGAUCCUCGAGACGGAAAAGACUCUUCCUGCUGCUCUGCGGGCACUCAAAGGCAAAGCAGCUCGCCAGUGUCUAACUGAGGAGCUAAGUCUUCAUGUUCAGCAAAAUCGGGCCAUACUGGACCACCAGCAGUUUGACUACAUCAUUCGGAUGAUGAAUUGUGCCCUGCAGGACUGUUCCAGCUCAGAAGAAUACACCGUGGCUUCUGCACUGCUGCCACUGUCAACAGCUUUUUACAGAAAAUUGGUUGCUGGGGUGAACCAGUUUGCCUACACCUGCAUCCAGGACCACCCCAUUUGGACCAACCAGCAGUUUUGGGAGGCCACUUUCUACGGCGAGGUCCAGAGCCAGAUCAGAGCCUUGUACCUCAACAGCCCGGAGGAGAAGUGGGGCAUCAGUGUCAGGCUGAAGGAUGUGGGCACAGUGCCCGGAAAAGACGAGGAGCAGACAGCGAUGGAUCUGGCCGCCGUGCAGCUGCGCUUGUGGCCAAGCCUGAGCAAAGAGAAGCAGCAGGAACUGGUGAAGAACGAGGAGAGUACCAUUUUCAGCCAGGCCAUCCAUUAUGCCAGCCUCAUGGUAUACUUGCUGGUUCCUUUGGACACCAGCAAGAACAAGCUGCUUCGCAACACGCCCGCAGCCGACUGGGAGAGUGGAAGCAACAGCAUCGUCACCAACAGCAUCGCUGGCAGUGUCGCUGAGAGCUUCGACACAGAAAGCGGCUUUGAGGAUUCGGAGAACAGCGACGUGGCCCAUUCAGUGGUCAGAUUUGUGGCUCGCUUCAUCGACAAGGUGUGCACUGAGAGCGGAGUAACCCAAGAACACAUCAAGAACCUCCACAGCAUGAUCCCUGGCGUCGUCGCCAUGCAGAUGGAGGCUCUCGAGGCAGUUCACAGGGAGAGCAGGAGGUUACCGCCCAUUCAAAAGCCUAAAAUUCUACGUCCAGCACUGCUUCCUGGGGAGGAAUUUGUGACCGAGGGGCUGAGGGUGCUUUUGGAUCCUGAUGGCAGGGAAGAAGCUACCGGGGGCCUGCUGGGGGGCCCACACAUCCUGCCAGCAGAGGGAGCACUCUUCCUCACCACGUACCGCAUCAUCUUCAAAGGCAUCCCCCAUGACCCCCUGGUGGGGGAGCAGGCAGUGAUCAGAGCCUUCCCAGUGUCCACCUUAACUAAGGAGAAAAAGAUCAGCAUCCAGAACCAACUGCAGCAGAACAUGCAGGAGGGUCUCCAGCUACGCUCUGCAUCCUGUCAGUUGAUAAAGGUGGCUUUCGACGAAGAGGUGAACUCUGAAAUGGUGGAGAUGUUCAGGAAGCACAUACAGCGAAUCCGCUACCCACAGUCCAUCUUCAGCUCCUUUGCAUUUGCCGCAGGGCAAACUCAACCUCAGCUUAUCCUUCCAAAGCAAAAAGAGAGGAACACUGGCUUUAGAACGCUAUCCAAGACUAUUGUCAAAGGAGCUAAAAGAGCCAGCAAGAUCACAAUGGGCCGUGGUAGCGUGACCUCACUGAAAAGGAAUGACAGAGGCAGCAGAAUGACCUGGCCUGAAGAUGAUGACAUAUCAAUAUCAGAUGAUGGGGAGCCACCACCUUGCAGCACUUUGAGAUCGUCCGAGAAGUCCACCAUGGAGCAGCUGGUGGAGCAGUCUUGUUUCCGUGACUACCAGCGGAUGGGCUUUGGUACGAUCACGGCCAGCUCAUCUCGCUCCAAGUCGGGCGACCAGUUUCGGAUCACGGCUGUGAAUAGGCUUUAUUCUCUUUGUCGCAGUUAUCCGGGUCUGCUGGUGGUUCCCCUGGCUAUACAAGACAGCAGUUUACACAAAGUGGCACGAUGCUACCGGCACAACCGUCUGCCUGUUGUGUGUUGGAAACAUGCUCGCACCAAAGCUGUGCUGCUGCGCUCAGGAGGCUUCCAUGGCAAAAGUGUGGUGGGAUUGUUCAAGUCACAGAACCCUUCUUCAACAGCACCUGCAUCGUCCUCCGAGUCAUCCAGUAGCCUUGAACAAGAGAAGUACCUGCAAGCCAUCCUCGACUCCAUACCCAUUUACUUCAAGAUGAAUGGCCAUAGCACCCUCUCUAACCGCUCGAUCAUAGGCCUCUCACCAGGGAGCGAAAGGAGAACAUCCAGAAUACCAAAGAUGGCUCCCGUCCAUUUAGACAUCCCAUUUUCAAAUAGCUUUACCAGAGGAGUGCUUGAGUACAGAGAUAAACUAUUCACUCACUCAAACCCAAAACCUACCAAUCAGGAGAGAAUCCACAACCAAGGCAUGUGGGCCAGCCUGCGCUCCAGCAGCAGGCUGAGCCAGCACCCAUCCACAGUAAGCGUGGGCGCCAGACUCGCAGGGAAAGAUUUGGCACCCCCUGCAGGGAGUAACAGCCUACAGGCCCAGCUACUCAAACAGCAAGCUGCCUUCUAUGUGUUUGGUGAAAAGUCACAUUUGAAGGGCCUCAGAGUGGACACCUCUCUGAACUGUGAACUGGUACCGGUGGACUUCUCAGACAUGCGGCAAGUGAAGAGCUCCUUUAAGAAGCUGCUGAGGGCUUGCGCUCCCAGUGCCAACUCCUCCGACUCCGAAGACUCCUUCCUCAAAGCUUUGGAAGACUCGGAAUGGAUCCUGCAGCUUCACAAGAUCCUGCAGCUGGCUCUCUUUUUGGUGGAGCUCCUGGACAGCGGCUCAUCUGUUCUGCUCAGUCUGGAGGACGGCUGGGACAUCACCACACAAGUGGUGUCUUUAGUGCAGCUCCUGAGUGACCCUUUCUACCGCACUCUGGAGGGCUUUCACGUGCUGUUGGAGAAAGAGUGGCUCUCCUUCGGCCACAAGUUUAGCCAACGAAGCAACCUGAGUCCCAGCAGUCAGGGCAGCGGCUUUACACCCAUCUUUCUGCAAUUCUUGGACUGUGUGCACCAGAUUUUGAUGCAGCAUCCUGUGGAGUUUGAGUUCAAUCAGUACUAUCUCAAGUUCCUGGCCUAUCAUCACAUCUCCAACCGCUUCAAGAACUUCCUGUUGGACUCAGACUACGAGCGCUUGGAACAUGGCCUGUUAUUUGACGAUAAGGGUGACAAGCAGGCGAGGAAAGGCAUCUGCAUCUGGGAGUGCAUCAACAGGAUCCAUCGGCGGAGUCCGAUCUUCUUCAACUAUCUGUACAACGCAUCAGAGAGCGAAACCAUUCUCAAACCAUCGGUUGCCAUCCCCAACCUGAAGACGUGGGACUUCUUUACCGACGAGACGCUGUCGACGGGACCGUGUUACGACUGGCGACUGAUGGCGGCGAGGCCAGACAGCUCUGAGGAGCCCCAGACCAUCUCCAGCAGCAAGAGGAGAAUCGUGUGGCCUUGCUACAGCAGCGUGAGCCGCGCUCAGCCCGAUGCCAUCACCAAGCUGCUCGCUGACAUUGAGAAGCUGGAGGGAGAGAUGAACCAGACCCCCGAGAGAUGGCAAACCAUUCUGGACCGAGUCCUCAUUAGUAUCCAGGAAGACCUCAAGCAAGAACUCUGCAAGCAGUCUCUGUCCAUUUCCGGCCUCAUUCCCACAACCAGCCUGCAGGCUCUCCAGCGGCGCUCCAUGCUGCACCUGCCAGACAGCAGCCUGGUGGAGGACCGCGGCACGGCCACGUCCAAUGGGAUCAACCGGCGCGCCGCGACACUUUACAACCAGUUCACCCCCAAGAGCGAGGAGAACAGGUCAUACGAGGGUGUCCUGUACAAACGAGGAGCCCUGCUCAAAGGUUGGAAGCCUCGUUGGUUCGUGCUAGACAUUACCAAGCACCAGAUGAGGUACUACGACACCGGCGAGGACACCAAUUGUCGAGGUCACAUCGAGCUGGCAGAGGUGGAGUCGGUGCUCAUCGCCGCGCCGACCACCGGCGCCCCCAAACACAUCAGUGAAAAGGCUUUCUUUGACUUGAAGACCAGCAAAAGAGUGUAUAACUUCUGUGCGUCAGACGCAGCCAGUGCUCAGCUGUGGAUGGACAAAAUCCAGAACUGCAUCUCUGACGCCUGAAGCACGCCGCCGGGAGGUCGAGCGAGGUUAUCCGUGCCGCGCCGUGUGGGCCGGAGGGGGAGACAGCUCGUCAUCCCCCCCUUUCCGACAUUUUCUUUUUUAGGGACCACAGCUGCCAUUACAGCUCUCUGUGGAGCAGGAGGUAGGACCACUUCAAAGCAAUAAGGCUUGCUGGCCGUCCCAACUGGGCGCCAUUUUGUAACGGAGAAGAAGUUAUAUUUUACUACCAGGAGAAGUUACUGCUGCUCCGUGUUUAUUGCACAACA
Molecule: messenger RNA, 6404 nt
Organism: Hippocampus comes (tiger tail seahorse)
Lineage: Eukaryota; Metazoa; Chordata; Actinopteri; Syngnathiformes; Syngnathidae
Gene: sbf2
Product: SET binding factor 2
Exons: 42
Coding region: 451-6138 (1895 amino acids)
Cellular component (GO): cytoplasm; membrane
Molecular function (GO): guanyl-nucleotide exchange factor activity
Source: RefSeq, a predicted model, not a curated record